GUUGAUGAGUUAUCUUUAGAGAAGAAUGAUGUAACCGAUAAAGAGGAUGAGUUAUCUUUAGAGAAGAAUGAUCUAACUGAUAACGAGGAUGAGUUAUCUCUAGAGAAGAAUGAUCUAACUGAUAAAGAGGAUGAGUUAUCUCUUGAGUAG
Lottia gigantea (owl limpet) is the source of this 150-nucleotide messenger RNA. RefSeq lists its product as hypothetical. The record is from RefSeq and is a predicted model, not a curated record. Lineage: Eukaryota; Metazoa; Mollusca; Gastropoda; Lottiidae. The annotation marks the transcript as partial. The transcript has a single exon.